AUGGACCGGCCAGAAGAUAUUAGCUCAACUUUACAAGUACCAACCUCAAAAAUACCAAACUUGAAGCAGAAAUUCAGUUUUCAUGUUGACGUGGGUCGCACAGGCCAAAGGCGUGGCCCCCGUCCGCGUGAGACACAUCUGAAGAAAAAAGCAGUUGAUAAAUAUCCAGCAGACAGUUUUCAAGUUAACGUGGGUCGCACAGGCCGAAGGCAUGGCCCUCGUCCGCGUGAGACACGUCUGAAGAAAAAGAGAUACGAUACAGUUACAUUGAAGAAGAAUAAGGAGUUGAGAAACAGGGAAGAACAAGGUGAGAAGCAGAGAAAAGAAAUGGACGAGAAAAAUAGACAAGGUGUGUGGAGGGCUGUGGAAAUGGAGCUUGCUACACCCUAUCAGACAUACAUUUCUUUGCCAGUUGACUCUGGUCGCCAAAGCCAAGGCUAUGAAGCUCUUUUGUCACUGGUUCCAUUCCAUAUUGUUACUCAUGCAUCCCAACUACCAAAAGAGUUUCUUUUUCCCUCUUCUGAAAGACAAUUAGUUGUUGGAUUUGACUGUGAAGGUGUUGACCUCUGUAGAUAUGGAAAGCUUCGCAUCAUACAGCUGGCGUUUCCAGAUGCUAUAUAUUUGGUUGAUGCUAUUGAAGGAGGGGAAAAGUUAAUUAAAGCUUGUAAGCCUGCACUUGAGUCUAGUUUCGUCGCGAAAGUUAUUCAUGACUGCAAACGAGACAGAGAUAAUCUCUCUGCAGAAGGAAACACUCCUGAAGAAGAGAUUUUAUCAGUAGUUAAUGUUCCUUCAGGUGUUCAUCAUAGGACCGUUGAGGCAGGUGAGAAAGGCAGAAGCAAUGUCGAGGGGUAG
Messenger RNA from Dovyalis caffra, 852 nucleotides. Lineage: Eukaryota; Viridiplantae; Streptophyta; Magnoliopsida; Malpighiales; Salicaceae. The record is from the annotation of a GenBank genome assembly.